Molecule: messenger RNA, 1954 nt
Organism: Zingiber officinale
Lineage: Eukaryota; Viridiplantae; Streptophyta; Magnoliopsida; Zingiberales; Zingiberaceae
Product: cytochrome P450 84A1-like
Exons: 3
Coding region: 98-1693 (531 amino acids)
Biological process (GO): lignin biosynthetic process
Molecular function (GO): heme binding; oxidoreductase activity, acting on paired donors, with incorporation or reduction of molecular oxygen; monooxygenase activity
Source: RefSeq, a predicted model, not a curated record
UUUUUGUAUAAAAAGCAUGUUAUUGUGCUUGUUACAAGCAUCUUCUCACCUUUCCUCACCUUAAUUAAUUAAUUAAGUUCGAUCAACAUUAUCAGAUAUGGCAUGGCUUGAGCAACUGCACCUUGUGGUGGUUGGUUUUCUUGUUCCUUUAGCCGUACUGCUUGUUUGCUCGGCGGCUACGUCCACGCGGAGGCGGAGGAAGCAGCUGCCUUUUCCACCGGGGCCGACGCCGCUGCCGAUCAUCGGCAACAUGCUGAUAAUGAACCAGCUGACGCACCGCGGGCUGGCGAAGCUGAACGAGCGGUACGGGUCGGGGCUCUGCCACCUCCGCCUCGGCGCGCGGCACGCCUUCUCGGUGUCGACGCCGGAGCUGGCGCGCGAGGUGCUGCAGGCGCAGGACGCCGUGUUCUCCAACCGGCCGGCGUCCGCCGCGGUUUCGUACCUGACGUACGGCCGCGCCGACAUGGCGUUCGCCCACUACGGCCCAUUCUGGCGCCAGGCGAGGAAGCUGUGCGUUAUGAAGCUGUUCAGCAGGAAGCGAACGGCGUCGUGGGCGUCUGUGCAAGUCGAGCUGGGCAAGGCGGUGCGGGCAGUUGCGGAGAGGGCUGACGCCGGCGCCGCAAUCAACGUUGGGGAGCUCAUGUUCAAGAUGACGAUGGGCAUCAUCUUCCGGGCGGCCUUCGGGGCACAGAGCUGCGGAGAACAGGGUGAGUUCAUCGCCAUCAUGCAAGAGUUCUCUAGGCUCUUCGGGGCCUUCAACGUAGGUGACUUCAUCUCCUCUCUCCGGUGGCUGGAUCCCAAUGGCAUCAACCGGCGUCUCAAGGCGGCACGAGGAUCGUUGGAUAAGUUUAUCGAUAGAAUUAUCGACGAACACAUCGCGAACCCAAAGGCGGAGGACUCGGCGGAGCGCGACAUGGUCGACGAGAUGCUUGUGUUCCUAGACGACGAGGUCGAUUCCGGCGUUGUUGGUGGAAGAACUAGGGAAGAGGAUGAAUUGUUGAAGGGUCAGUUGAGGACCUUGAGGUUGACGAGAAACAACAUUAAAGCAAUAAUCAUGGACUUGAUGUUUGGCGGCACGGAGACGGUGGCGUCGGCGAUCGAAUGGGCGAUGGCGGAGCUGAUGAAGAACCCCGACGAGAUGAGUCGAGUGCAGGAAGAGCUGACCACCGCCAUCGGCGGACUCGACAGGCAGGUCCAAGAGAGCGACCUCGAGAAGCUGCCGUACCUCAAGUGCGUGGUGAAGGAGACGCUACGGCUGCACCCGCCCAUCCCGCUGCUGCUCCACGAGACGGCGGAGGAGAGCCAGGUUGCGGGGUUCUCGGUGCCGGCGGAGUCUCGGGUGAUGGUCAACGUGUGGGCCAUCGGGCGGGAUAGGUCGGUGUGGAAGGAUGCUGGGGAGUUCCGACCGGGGCGGUUCGCCCCAGGCAGCGAGGCGGCGGCGGUUGACUUCAAGGGGAACUUCUUCGAGUUCCUUCCCUUCGGGUCGGGGCGGCGGGCGUGCCCUGGGAUGUAUCUGGGGUUGCACGCGCUGGAGCUGGCGGUGGCGCAGAUGGCGCACUGCUUCACUUGGGUGCUGCCUGGUGGGAUGAAACCCAGCGAGUUGGACAUGGGCGACGUCUUCGGGCUGACCGCACCCAGGGCAGUGCGGCUGGUGGCCGUCCCCACCCACCGCGUCACCUGCCCAUUUUAUUGAUUUAUAGUCAUCCGACUCAUCCCCACAAUGUGAAGCCGGGCAGGGAAGGGCAGGGCACCUUUCUGGUCGUCCUUGGGUUACGUCCCAGUUUAUAUUUCUGUCGUCGUCUCCGAAUGUGUGUGCGCGAGUGCAUGAGUCUGUAUUUGUGUCGUCGUGCCUACGAGUAGAUGCGUGCCUGCGUACAUGCGUGAAUAAAUUAUAUAUAUAUACACAUAAUAUUUUCCAUGUAAAAGCUAUUAUAGCAAGGUAAAAUGUAACCUU